Messenger RNA from Fonticula alba, 4363 nucleotides. RefSeq lists its product as hypothetical. NCBI's taxonomy places the organism in Eukaryota, Rotosphaerida, Fonticulaceae. The record is from RefSeq and is a predicted model, not a curated record. Gene Ontology annotation, biological process: triglyceride catabolic process. Gene Ontology annotation, cellular component: cytosol. Gene Ontology annotation, molecular function: triacylglycerol lipase activity; sterol ester esterase activity. The coding region runs from base 190 to 3759 and encodes 1189 amino acids. The transcript has 8 exons.
CCCCUCCCCAUUCCCUCCCCCCUUUUUUUGCCUAUUCCUCCCUCGCCCCCCCCCCUCUCCCCCCUCGCCCAUCCCUACGGAGAUCGUCUUGCUGACGCGAGGCUGCCCUCUCCCCGUCUCCCGGCCAUCGCCGUCAGCCGCCUCUACUCGCUUCGGUCCCUGCCCUCGGCGCUGCUCCCCCGUCCGAAGAUGAGCAGCGCGCCGUACUCCUCGUCGCCAAGCGACCUCUUCCUGAACAAGAGCUCGGCCAGCCUGUCCAUCAUGGAGAGCCUCUCCCUGUCGGGACAUGUGGGCCGGCAGUCGCUCGCGGCCGCCACCCGGGGCGAUCCGCUUGUGGACGUGCUCCUGGACGCCACCUCGCCCCAUGGCGCGGACAUGGACUUCCUCUCCAGCAUCGGCCCAGCUGGGCGGCCACCUUCGCGGGAUUUCGCCGCCGCCUCCCUCCGGUCUUCCCUCUACUCGCCGAUCAGCUCCGAUGCCCUGCUCCAGGCCCCGGGGCUGUCGCCGACCACUGGCUUUGGUAGUUUCACCUCCGGGGGAAGCACCUCCCCAGGGCCUGUGCGGCCUGGGACCUGCCGGUGCCCCCCCUCUUCCCGGCCACAUGGCGGCCCUGGCACUCCGGACGUCUGCCACCGGUGCCUCAAUGCGCAACUUUACUCCUCGCCGGAUGGGGGGACGCCCACCGCCUCGGGGCAAGUUCCGCGCGACACCGGACCCGAUGCUCGGGCCCUGGCGGACAGCGUGUCAGACGAGGUCGUCCUCUUUCCCCGCGGCCCGGAAAAGCAUGUGCGCGUACGCCGGUAUCGAGGUCUGCCCACGCGCGAGCGGGCCCUCGGUAUCCUUCGGGAGACUGAGCGAGCUCUGUGCUCGCUGACCAUGGCCUGCUCGUCGGCCGUGAUCUCCGUGCCGCGCAAUGGCUUCGACAGCGAUCCGGAGGCAUCUAUCGGCAUGCCGAUCGACCAGGGUGACGAACAGUCAUGGCUGCCGGCACACUUCCACGAGGCGUCCGCGGGCUCCGGGACCGGCAGCGGCGCCCGAUCCGUACCUCAUGGUGGUCCCUUCCCCCGGUAUCCGAAGACCUACCUCGAAGCUUUGGAUUGCCUCAUUGAGAUCAUUCCUCGACUGCAUGACAUGUCGCGCUUGCUGCGUGAACGCUUCGACCCGGACUACGCCUCCGGCCUGGGCCAUGGGCGGCCGGCGGGAUCCUUGCCCCCGGAUUUGGCGCUCACCGUGUCGGUUGGCUGCCAGUCGGUCCUGCGUGUGUUGCUCAGCUACUCGGUGGCCCUGCGCUUCCGGAUCUUCGAGGCCGAGGGCUGGCUCACCCAGGGCGAGGCUCCCCAAAGCCGCCUGGUCCUCUUUGGCGGUGGGGACGCCGAGCGGCCGCAGUCUGCCUCGGAGGCGGCAUCCAUGAGGGCCGCCCCGUCGGCCACCGGCACCCCCGGCUGCUUGUCAGCUGCGUUCUGGCAACGGCGCCGGUCGCGGCAAAUUGUGGUGCGCGAGGCCCGCAAGGCCGCCGGCAUGCUGGACAUCUUUACCCUGGCGGUCAAUGUGCAGCUGGCCCAGGCGGACCGGCCUCCUGGACAUGUUGGUGGUCCGGGCACAGUCGGUGUGCUUUCCGAGCAGGAUCCUCUUUUCAGGUCGCGCUCGUCCGACAGUCCGUUUGUCCUGGAGGACGACCUGAUUCGCAAUCCGGCCCUUCGCAAGUGGGAGGAUCUACUGCACCAAUUUGACCCGUAUCCCUUCUUUGCAAACCCGGGCUACUUCCUUGUGGACCGGAUCACCCUCUUCAAUUACCUGCUCGUUCAGGCGACUGCCUCGGCGUCGCAGUCGAUGACCUACUCCUCUGCCCUAUUCAAGACCCUCUCCUUCGGGGUGUGGAACUUCCUGUACACGUUCAGCUAUGACCGGGCGGCCAAGCGGGCAGCGCAUUGCCUUUCUUCGCUGGCGCACGAUUUCGACUUUGUCAAGUUCCUGUGGAACCUGCCCGAGACGCCGGGCAUUCGGAACAUGUUCGAAUUCAUGUAUCACGACGUGCCGAACGACGAAAUGUUUUCCAUCCCCUCCUUCCGCCACCGUCCAAACUCUUGGUUCUGGGAUGCCCCGCCGGCGCCGGCCGGCGUGACCUACCGGAUUCCAUCCCCCGGGCCCGGCGGCUUCGGAACCGUGCCCAGCCCGGUGCCAGACCGGGCGGCGCCAUUUGUUUCGUACGAUGCGGCCGGCUUCGGCGGUGGCCCGGCCGCACGCCCUGGCUCAUCACAGUCAUCCCCCGGGUCGCUGCAGCAUGGUAGCCAUGCCUCCUCGGCGCCCCGGUGGCCGGCUGCCAGCCAGAGGCCCCGGGUCCAUUCGCACAAUGAACUGGCCGACAUCGCGGAUGCUCCUUCGGAUGGGAACCUCGGCGCCUUCAGCGAGUCGACUGCGCUGCUCGAUGCGGAGGCCCGGAUCCGCCGUUUCGACUCGCUGGAGGCCGAUGUGACCGAGCAGGCGACUCGUGCGCGCGGGCUCUCGCGUCCCCCCUCGAAGGAGCAGAUGGCUGGCGAUCCGUGGGCGGCUGCUGCAUCGACCACGGCCCCGACCCCGCCCGAUUCCGGAUCGGACGCCUCGCUUCCAGGCUCGGAGCAAGUCUUCCCGGCCGGUGGUCUAUACAUGUAUCCCCCGGUCAAGCAUCCCCUGCUGAAGAUGCCCCCCCUGCCGGCCGACUACCAGCAUGAGUAUAUCCGUGCCCGGUUCAUUUCCACGACCAGUCUUCCCUUUACGCGCACGCUGAAGUCCCGCGUCCGGCAACUGCCCUUCCGCAUUUUCGUCAAGGAUGAGGAGCCCAGCUAUGAGCGGAUGGUUGGCGGCCUGUAUGGUGACAUCCAUCUUGAUUAUCCCCUGAUCCCGGAGCUCACCCCGGCACUGAUCUUCCACGUCCAUGGCGGCGGCUUCGUGGCCAUGACCUCCUUCUCACAUGGGAAUUACAUGCGCCAGUGGGCCCUGGACACGGGGCUGCCGAUCCUCUCGGUGGACUAUCGCCUUGCGCCGGACUUCCCGUUUCCAGUGCAACUGGAGGAGUGUUGGCAGGCGUAUAGGUGGGCCGUGCGCAAUGCUCAGCGCCUCGGCACCUCGGCCGAGCGUAUCAUCAUCGUGGGCGACUCGGCUGGCGGCAACCUGGCCACUGCAUUGACUCUCAAGAUCAUCGCCGAGGGCUUCCGCCGGCCGGACCUGCUGGUGCUGGCCUACCCGGCCCUGUACCUCAUGAACUCGCCCUCUUGCUCGCGAGCCCUCUCUGCUUUUGAUCCGAUGCUCAACCUGAAUGUCCUCAUUCAGGUUCUGCGCGCGUACAAUCCAACACACUCAGAGUCGGCCUUCAUUUCUCCCCUCCUGGCGCCGGAUCAGGCGCUGGCGGAGUUCCCCCCGACGCGCAUCGUGGUUGGCGAGUUCGAUCCGCUCCUGGACGACUCGAUCCAUCUGUAUACCCGCCUGCAGCAGGUGUCCCACCAGGAUGUGGAGAUUUCAAUUCGUCCCCGGCUGCCCCACGGGUUCCUCAAUAUGACGGAUGUGGUGCCCGAGGCGCAUGAGGCCGUCACCCUGGUGUCCCUUUGGAUCAAUGAGCAAAUGUCCAAGUGGGGCUAUCGGGCCCUAUCUCUGGAUGGAGCCACCACUGGGCAGACGACAAAAACGACGACGACGGCGACGACAACUGCUGUUCCCGGGACGGCCGACGGUGCCACCACUGGCGCACCACCCCCGCGCGGGGGGGUGCCCCCUAGCGGGCGGUAAGUCGACAGAUAAAACAGGGAAGCCGAUCUCCCAGCGCCCCCAAUGCUGAUGCCCUUUGCCAUACCAACUCUUGCUCAGCCGUUGGAAGGAAUAGGUUAGGCUGCAUCUCAGGCGUUUUCUGUGUGCGUGUGUGUGUAUGUGUUGGUGCGUGUCCAGGAGAUGGCGCCUCGCCUGGGCAUUUCUUCGUCGACCUCCUCCUGACGGCCACCAUAAAAAACACCUCAUAGACGCAUGGCGGUUGGCUCCUAGCACAGGCCCCAUAGCUCAGUUGGUUAGAGCGUCGUGCUAAUAACGCGAAGGUCGUCAGUUCGAUCCUGGCUGGGGCCAAACUUUUUCCUGGGGCUCUCAAUCUGAAUGGUAUUUCAUUCUGCUGUGAGGUGCAUUCCUGAAUAUACGCUACGCGACUGCAGGGCAUGCGCACGCAUGCCACCCGGGACCCGGGCAAAAAUGCGCCAUCCGACUCGGCAAAGGCAUUCUCUUCCGUUCCUCCUCUGGGUACGGGAUGGCCACGCAUUUGGAAAUUUAAUAAUGGCGGGAUUAAAUCGAUUUGAUGCUGUGGGGGGUGCUCGGGCGCAGUGAUUCACAAUGUGUGUGUGUGUGUGUG